Molecule: messenger RNA, 874 nt
Organism: Acaromyces ingoldii
Lineage: Eukaryota; Fungi; Basidiomycota; Exobasidiomycetes; Exobasidiales; Cryptobasidiaceae
Product: nicotinamidase
Exons: 2
Coding region: 43-768 (241 amino acids)
Source: RefSeq, a predicted model, not a curated record
ACCGGAGCAACGGAUCGGACCAUCAGCACGUCUCAAUACAAGAUGUCGACGACGGGCUUUGGGGACAUCGACUGGUCCGGGACAGCGCUGCUCCUGAUUGACAUCCAGGAGGACUUUAUCUCUGGCUCGCUGGCCGUGCCUACUGCCGAGGAGAUCUUCCCGCCGCUGAUCUCGCUCCUUGAGUCGACUUCCUCGCACGAUGCUCCUCCCUUGACGUUUCUCACGCAGGACUACCACCCGGCGGACCACGUCUCCUUUGCGUCGUCGCACGCGGGCGCCAAGCCCUUUACGACAAUCGAGGUGCCGCACCCGAGCCUGGCGGACAAGACGAUGGAGCAGGUCCUGUGGCCCGACCACUGCGUGCAGUCGACGUCGGGCGCGGACAUUGACGCGCGCAUCCUCGGCGCCCUCGAGGGACGAGGAAACGUCGUGCAAAAGGGCACGCAAAAGAACGUCGACUGCUACUCUGGCUUUGCCUCAAACGACUACGUGAGCUUCACCGAUCUGGCCCGCCGUCUCUUCUCAUCUCAACCAGCCCCCGGAAUGGCGCCGGUCCACACCGUCGUCGUCGCCGGCCUCGCCACGGGCUACUGCGUCCGCGCAACGGCCAUCGACGCCUGCAAGUAUCAUCUGCGCACCAUCGUCCUUACCGACUGCAUCCGCGGCACCGAUGCUGCCUCGACGGAGCAGGCCAUGCGCGAUAUGGAGCAAUUUGGCGCCGAGUUUGCAGAGACGACGACCCUCGCUAGCACUCUGUCUCGGCGAUGAGCAGCUUGACGCGCUGCCUAAUGGAAUUCUCAUCGGACAUGUACACAGAUAGGCACCAGACUGAAAUCGAGACUCGGAUGAGAAAGGCCACAGGGCUACAUGCGAU